GAAGUGUCUUUGUGCAUUUUCCUUUACAAGUUUUCUUUCACUGUCUCCUGGACUACAUAUACAUUGACGUCCCCACUACAUCAGGAUACGUUCUAGAAAUCUUCUAGAAAACGUCUAGAAGCUCAGCUAAAAUGGUAUCAUCUUUCAGAACUCUAAUCAUUGCAGCAUGUCUGCUAAUGACUGAAGCUACACCCUUACUCAAGAAGAAGGGAUUGAGCUUCGACUACAAUGGUAGUAAGGUUCGCGGCGUCAAUCUAGGAGGAUGGUUUGUGCUGGAGCCAUGGAUUACUCCGUCGUUGUUCUAUGGAUCUUGGGUAGAUGAGUACACUCUGACCCAAACACUUGGGAAAUCUGCUUCACAAAAUUUAUUGAACGCACAUUGGGCAACUUGGAUUACGCAGAAUGAUUUCAAUGAGAUUGCAAGUGUAGGAUUGAAUCAUGUCCGUAUACCAAUUGGAUAUUGGGCCUUAAAUCCGUUGCCGGGGGAUCCUUAUGUCCAGGGACAAUUAACUUACUUGGACAAAGCUAUUGGUUGGGCAAGACAGGCAGGAUUAAAAGUUAUUCUAGAUGUUCAUGGAGCACCAGGAAGUCAAAAUGGGUUUGAUAACUCUGGACGAAAAGGACCUGUCACUUGGACCCAAGGAGAUACUACCAAGCAAACGUUGGCUGCCAUCCAAACGUUGGCCUACCGUUAUGCUCCAGCGACAGACGUUGUGACUGGGAUCGAGCUUCUCAAUGAACCAGCGAACUGGGCUCUUGACAUGGGAGCAGUUAAGCAAUUUUACUAUGACGGUUGGGGAAAUGUGAGAAACGCAAACCCUGAUACCGCAGUUGUCAUUCAUGACGCUUUUCUUUCUCCACCUUCGUGGAAUGGUUUCAUGAAUUACCAAUCUGGAGUCAAUGAUAUCAUUCUUGAUACCCAUAUCUAUCAAAUCUUUUCCUUCGCAGAGGUCGCUAUGAAGCCUUGUCAACACGUUCAGGUUGCUUGCAGUCAAGUCGGAAACUUGGCCAAUACAGACAAAUGGACGAUUGUUGGAGAAUUCAGUGGAGCACAAACAGACUGUGCAAAAUGGUUGAAUGGCUUUGGUGUCGGUUCACGAUACGAUGGAUCAUAUCCUGGGAGCCCUGCAUGGUAUGGAUCUUGCCAGACAAAAGAUGUUGGGACGGUUGACGGACUACUUGAAGUCGACAAAGUGAAUCUAGCAUAUUUCAUGGAAGCACAACUUGAUGCAUAUGAAGCUCACUCAGGCUGGGUUUUUUGGACGUGGAAGACGGAAUCUGCUCCCGAAUGGCACUUCCAAAAUCUGACAAGAGCGGGAUUGAUCCCGCAGCCUUUGACGAGUAGAAAAUAUGGGAAGCAAUGCGCAACUUCAGCCUGCUUAAUUCCAGGCAAUUGAAGAUUUCCCACUCACCUUCACGAGAAACCAUGAAAUUUCUUUUUGGCGGCAAUACAAGAGAGGAUAUGGGGCUCAAUGACGGUCAUACAUGCAAUUAUUUGGAAGAUGAUAUUUUGGCGAAUUUACGAUGCAAUAACGAUACCCCUUCAUUCGCUCGGGGAGUUAAUUGAAAGGUAGAUAGAUUAUAGUUAUCGGGGAGAAGCGAAGAUUUAGAGUGCAAGGGAUGCCAAGAGAGGGAUAAUUUGUUGGUGCAACAAUUAAUGAAUGCCCCGAGCGUCCUUUCCAUGGUCCCUUGUGGAUAGCACGUGAGGUACAAGACA
Botrytis cinerea B05.10 is the source of this 1717-nucleotide messenger RNA. RefSeq lists its product as hypothetical. The transcript is spliced from 5 exons. The record is from RefSeq and is a predicted model, not a curated record. Gene Ontology annotation, biological process: glucan catabolic process. Gene Ontology annotation, molecular function: glucan exo-1,3-beta-glucosidase activity. NCBI's taxonomy places the organism in Eukaryota, Fungi, Ascomycota, Leotiomycetes, Helotiales, Sclerotiniaceae. Gene Ontology annotation, cellular component: cell surface; extracellular region. Bases 132 to 1397 code for a protein of 421 amino acids.